AUGUACUUGUGCAAGCAUGGUUUUAGGGAAGGCUAUGAAACAUGGACGGAGCAUGGGGAGACUCAUAUUGGGCAUGAUGAAGGUGAUAGCAUAGCAAAUGGGGAGGGUUUUGAUGAGCCUGGGGACAAUCCACCUAUAGUAGAUGAGCAACCAACACCAUUUGCCACAACUUUUUAUAGGAUGGUUGAUAGUGCAAGUGAGUUGGUGCAUGAGAAGACCACACACUCUAGGUUUAUCCAGAAAAUUAAGAAGAAAGUAAGAAAUAAGGCAUGUGUUGAGGCUGCCAUUGUUGAGGCAUUUCUAGUUGAAGAGGCUACAAAUUUUCUUAGUCUAUAUUUCAAAUCCAGUCUACCUUCUAUUAGAAACAAGAUGCCACGAUAUGAUGAUGGUUCAUCUAUAUUUCAAGAGGAUGGAUUGGAUGGUACCUUUGUUAUUGAUUUGGGGGAAGCAUUGGAUUCUCUGGUAUCUUUGGGCUCAGAUGAGAUUACUGAUGUGGUAGACUUGGAGACAAUAGAGAAAACCACGGUUGAGGAUGAGGAAUAUGAUGAAGAAGCUAUUGAUGAAGAGGGUAACACUACAGAGGAAGAGCAUGAAGCAAUAACGGAUGAAUCAGAGGAAGAGACUUAUGAUCAUGAUGAUGAUUGA
Messenger RNA from Miscanthus lutarioriparius, 645 nucleotides. NCBI's taxonomy places the organism in Eukaryota, Viridiplantae, Streptophyta, Magnoliopsida, Poales, Poaceae. The record is from the annotation of a GenBank genome assembly.